This is a messenger RNA of Manihot esculenta (cassava), 1084 nucleotides long. RefSeq names its product aquaporin TIP1-1. The transcript is spliced from 2 exons. The record is from RefSeq and is a predicted model, not a curated record. Bases 97 to 855 code for a protein of 252 amino acids. Lineage: Eukaryota; Viridiplantae; Streptophyta; Magnoliopsida; Malpighiales; Euphorbiaceae. Gene Ontology annotation, biological process: water transport; transmembrane transport. Gene Ontology annotation, cellular component: plant-type vacuole membrane. Gene Ontology annotation, molecular function: water channel activity.
CAGUGCUUUGCACAGACUGAGCACUCUCCAGCGAGCUCUACAGAGUUAUCAUAGCUUGGUUUUCCUCCGUUUGAUCUUCAACAAUCCAAGAGGAAGAUGCCGAUCAGAAAUAUCGCCGUUGGCCAUCCCCAGGAGGCAACUCAUCCAGACGCCUUGAAGGCGGCUCUGGCUGAGUUCAUCUCCACUCUUAUUUUCGUCUUCGCCGGAGAAGGCUCUGGUAUGGCCUUUAGCAAGCUAACAAAAAACGCUGCAAAUACACCUUCUGGUCUCAUUGCUGCAUCCAUCGCCCACGCUUUUGCACUAUUUGUCGCUGUUUCCGUCGGCGCCAACAUCUCAGGUGGUCAUGUCAAUCCUGCUGUUACCUUCGGCGCCUUCGUCGGUGGAAACAUCACUCUCCUCCGUGGAAUCCUCUACUGGAUUGCUCAGCUCCUCGGCUCCACCGUCGCUUGCUUGCUUCUUAAGUUGAGCACCGGCGGCAUGGCCACCGCUGGUUUCGCACUCUCUUCCGGUGUUGGUGUUUGGAACGCGUUCGUUUUGGAGAUCGUGAUGACCUUUGGACUAGUGUACACAGUGUACGCCACAGCCAUUGAUCCAAAGAAGGGGAGUUUGGGAAUUAUCGCACCUCUCGCAAUUGGUUUCAUUGUAGGAGCAAACAUUUUGGCGGGAGGAGCAUUCGACGGAGCAUCGAUGAACCCAGCGGUGUCGUUUGGACCAGCUUUGGUUAGCUGGAGCUGGGAAAACCACUGGGUGUACUGGGCUGGGCCACUCAUCGGUGGCGGGCUUGCUGGGCUCAUAUACGAGUUCAUCUUCAUCGGACACAACACCCAUGAGCAGCUUCCCACCACUGACUACUAAACCGGCGGUACUGGUGCAUGGAUGAUGGGGUGACUCGGCUUUCUAGCUUUGGUGUUUUUAUUUUUAUCUUUUGAGGGUAGUUAUUUAUCCCUUUGUUUAAUGAAUGACCGUUGAUCUUUUCUCCACCACUAUCAUCAAAGGGUGUGUGAUUUGUGUAUUCUGCUCCGGUUGUAUGAUCCCCUUUUCUUGUUUAAGCCUCAGUAUCCAAUUUCACGUCUUUUCAUCUUUA